CCGGUAUAUACACAUUGCAUCAUGGAAGAAAACGAUGUAAACCGGUCUGAAAUCCAAGAACAAAUUAAGGCACAAGGAGAGAUAGUCAGAAAACUUAAAACAGAGAAAGCUGACAAAGAUAAGAUUUGCUGACCUGGAUUUUUAUCUCCUUUCCAUAUUUUUGUUCCUCCUUCACCCGCUGUUGCCAUGGUUCUUCCUCUUUGUAAAUUUCAUCACCGAUUUCUGAUUCGUCAUCUUCGUUGUCUGGCUGUACGGUUUUGUUCAAAUGAACAGAUCAGUGAAGAGGUGGCCAAGUUGUUAGAGCUGAAAGCCAAGCUUGGAGAUGAUUCACAGAAGUCUAAAUUUGUCCUCAAAUGUCCCAAGGGGACAAGGGACUACAACCCCCAGCAGAUGGCCAUCAGGGAGGGGGUAUUUAACACGAUAAUCAAGUGUUUCAAACGUCACGGGGCUGAAACAAUCGACACACCUGUGUUUGAGCUUAAGGAAACACUGACAGGAAAAUAUGGAGAAGACUCGAAGCUGAUUUAUGAUUUAAAGGACCAAGGGGGAGAACUCUUAUCCCUACGAUAUGAUCUAACGGUUCCUUUUGCAAGAUAUCUAGCAAUGAAUAAGAUUCAGAAUGUAAAACGUUAUCACAUCGCCAAAGUGUACCGCCGAGACAACCCAGCCAUGACAAGAGGCAGAUUUAGAGAAUUCUACCAAUGUGAUUUUGACAUUGCUGGUCAGUAUGAUGCUAUGAUUCCUGACGCUGAGUGUGUAAAAAUUGUGUCAGAAAUCUUGACUCAGCUGGACCUCGGGGACUAUGUUAUAAAGAUCAACCACAGAAAGUUUCUGGACGGAAUGUUUGCCGCAUGCGGUGUCCCAGAUGACAAGUUCCGGGGAGCGUGUUCUGCGGUGGACAAACUAGAUAAGACAUUUUGGGAAGAUGUCAGAAAUGAGAUGAUCCAUGAAAAAGGCAUUGAUCCCAUUGCUGUAGAUAAAAUUGGAAAAUUUGUGGAAUUGAAAGGUAGAGUAGAUCUGAUCGACAAACUUCUACAGGACGAGUCAAUAAAAGCACAGAAAUCAGCCGUGGAAGGCCUAGAAGAUUUACGACUACUGCUUAAAUACCUAGAUUUAUAUGGAAUAACAGACAAGGUUAUAUUUGACCUGAGUUUGGCUAGAGGACUUGAUUAUUACACUGGUGUCAUUUAUGAGGCAAUUUUACAGGGUUUUGCCCACUCGCCUAAGUCUGUCGACGGAGAUGAGAGUGUCAGUGUGGGCAGUGUGGCAGGAGGAGGCAGGUAUGAUGGACUCGUCGGAAUAUUUGACGCCAAAGGCAAGAAAGUUCCCUGUGUAGGCGUCAGUAUUGGGGUGGAGAGGGUCUUCGCAAUCAUGGAAUCUAGAGCUCAGGCUUCAAACACUAGGACCAGAACAACAGAGACAGAUGUUUACGUUGUUUCAGCUCAGAAAAAUUUAGUGGAGGAGAGAAUGAAGAUUUGUAAGGAAUUGUGGGAUGCAGAUAUCAAGACUGAGCAAUCCUACAAGAGGAACCCUAAGGCCCUGGACCAGUUUCAGUAUUGUGAAACCAACUGUAUCCCAAUAGCAAUAAUUAUAGGAGGAUCUGAAAUAGAGCAAAAGGUCGUGACCCUCAGGAUAGUGGGCACCAGAGAAGAGAGAACGGUCCCUAGAGAGAAGAUGAUAGAAGAAAUUAAAUCGGUCCUAUCAAAUUUGAAUUGAAAAUUACAUUACUUUUAAUGACAGACAUUUAUUUAUUUUCAACAAGGACUAUGUACUGUUUCAAGUACAUUUUGUGUUUAUCUAUGUGUCCGAGAUGAUUCAAAGUUACCAGUCUUGUAAUUCAAUAAUCAUGAUUUUUCAAGGACUAUGAAACCUAAUUAAUUACCAGAGCAACACAACAAAUUAAAGUAGUCAAUGUUAAAAAAAAUUCUGAAAUUUCUAAUAAAAAAUUUUUAAAUUCAUAAA
This is a messenger RNA of Saccostrea cuccullata (small rock oyster), 1962 nucleotides long. RefSeq names its product histidine--tRNA ligase-like. Gene Ontology annotation, biological process: histidyl-tRNA aminoacylation; mitochondrial translation. NCBI's taxonomy places the organism in Eukaryota, Metazoa, Mollusca, Bivalvia, Ostreida, Ostreidae. Gene Ontology annotation, cellular component: cytosol; cytoplasm; mitochondrion. The transcript is spliced from 15 exons. Gene Ontology annotation, molecular function: RNA binding; ATP binding; histidine-tRNA ligase activity. The coding region runs from base 187 to 1716 and encodes 509 amino acids. The record is from RefSeq and is a predicted model, not a curated record.